AUGCAAGGACUAGGUACCAAAUAUAAGUUCUCUCAAUGGCGAAAAUGCCUCCUACUUGCAGGUUGCAGCUUCACGGUGUUUACUAGCGCAUCGGCCCUAGCCUCCAUAUUCCCCGCGACCGCACAUGUCGCCUUGGAGCUUUCCACUACGGCCAAGGUGCUUAACAUCGCAAAUGCAUGCGUCCAGGUCGCAAUGGGACUGUCAGUGUUUGUCUGGCAGCCGGUGCAGGUCUUCAUUGGGCGUAGGAAUGCUUUUCUUUUGGCCUUGCUGAUCCUGCUUUGCUUCUCUAUAGGCGCUGCACGGGCUACUAGCACUGGUAUGUUCAUUGCGAUGAGGGUUAUUGUGGGAAGUACGGGCACUUUCUUCCUUCUGGCGGGCCAGGAAAUACUGGCUGAGACUUUCGAACCGGUGAUUCGGGGUACUGCAUUUGGGUUUAUACAGAUAGGGAAUACCGCCGGCAUGACGAUUGGCCCCUGUAUUGGUGGCGCCAUUGUUUAUUAUACCCAUUGGCGUGUGAUAUACUGGGUACAGGUUGGCUUGGCUGGAUUAAGCUUGAUCCUAUCUUUUUUCUCCAUUCCGAGUGAGAAAGACAUGAGCAACGACCAGCCAAAAGUAACGGGCUCAAAGUCUGCGACUCUGAAUCCACUAAGGGUCCUAAAGCCUCUCCUCCAUCCAAACGUCCUGAUCACAGACCUCGCGUGUGGCGUUCUGUGCUUCUUCCAAUUCGUAGUCCUCACAUCCAUCCCCAAUACGCUCAACCCGCGGUUUAACCUCACAUCGCCACUGGUCAGCGGUCUUUUCUACUUAGCGCCUUUCGGCGGAUUUGCUCUCGGUUCGCUUGCCGGAGGCGUUGUAUCUGAUCGCACCACCCGACGGUAUAUCAAGAAGAGGGGAGGCGUCCGUCUUCCCCAGGACCGGUUAAAUGGCGCGCUACCCAUUUGGCUGGGGCUUUUGCCUGUAAGCAUGGUGAUAUACGGGUGGACUUUAGAUAGGGAGGUUGGCGGAAUGGCUGUUCCUAUUAUCAGUAUAUUCUUCGUUUCGUGCGGAAUCGUCAUGGCGUUCAACGGGCUUAACACGUAUUGCGCUGAAACACUUCCGGAACAACGGUCUGCUGUUAUCAGCGGGAAGUACGUCGUUCAGUAUAGUCUCGGAGCUGUGAGUACAGGCGCCGUCGUACCGAUGAUCGAUGCCAUGGGCGUGGGGCUGGUGUUUACUAUCUGCACUGUAGUCAGUUUCAUCGGCGGAAUUGCCGUAUUCCUGGUCGCCAGAUAUGGGCUGCAGAUGCAGAAAAAUCGUUUCAGUGCUUCGGUCAAAUAG
Messenger RNA from Aspergillus campestris IBT 28561, 1317 nucleotides. RefSeq names its product putative MFS transporter. The transcript is spliced from 8 exons. Lineage: Eukaryota; Fungi; Ascomycota; Eurotiomycetes; Eurotiales; Aspergillaceae. Gene Ontology annotation, biological process: transmembrane transport. Bases 1 to 1317 code for a protein of 438 amino acids. Gene Ontology annotation, molecular function: transmembrane transporter activity. The record is from RefSeq and is a predicted model, not a curated record.